Messenger RNA from Paralichthys olivaceus (Japanese flounder), 1464 nucleotides. It is a transcript of the gene srek1ip1, whose product is annotated as SREK1-interacting protein 1. Gene Ontology annotation, molecular function: nucleic acid binding; zinc ion binding. NCBI's taxonomy places the organism in Eukaryota, Metazoa, Chordata, Actinopteri, Pleuronectiformes, Paralichthyidae. The record is from RefSeq and is a predicted model, not a curated record.
UUUGACUAAUGUUUCGUGUCGACGGUAUUUUGUGUGCGGACUUUUGAACGGUCUUUAGAUUCGCGCUAAGUUUAUAACUCCGGCUUCAAACUGGACAAUGCAAUGGCUGUUCCCGGUCCUAACAAGGACAACAUCAGAGCUGGCUGCAAGAAAUGUGGAUAUCCGGGCCACUUAACGUUUGAAUGCCGAAAUUUUGUCAGAGUCGACCCUCAGAAAGACAUAGUUCUGGAUGUGAGCAGCACCAGUACUGAGGAGAGUGAAGAGGACGCCCCUGCAGCUCAGCGGAAUGAGAAGCAAGGGAGAAGUAGCCAGCAUCGCAGACGUCCAGAUGAUGACGAGAGACACAAGCGGAAGAAGAGCAAAAACAGAAAGUCUAGAAAAAGGUCUGCUUCAUCGAGUGAUGAGACCACGAAGAAGAAGAAGAAACGCGACCAGUCCGACUCCUCCUCUGAUAAAGAGGAGAAGAGGAAGAAAAAGAAAAUGAAAGACCACAAGAAGAAAAGCAAAAAGAACAAGAAGGAACACGCGAAGCAGCACAAGAAAAGACAGAAGAACAGAAAACCAAAGAUCUCGUCAUCUUCCUCCUCCUCCUCAUCCUCCUCCUCCUCCUCUUCUUCUUCCUCCAGCUCCAGUGAAUCCUCAGACAGUGACUGAGACGACGUACCUGUGCAGCGUCUGGUGUUCGGACAUGUUGUGUAAAUAAGGCAGCCAGUCUUGUACCAUACAAUUUUGAACAUUCUCUUUAGGGAUUUGAACAUCUCACAGAAGACACUGUUCACUGCUGUAAAACACACAAAUGUAGCCGCAUCAUGCUAAUGAAAACUUCCCCAAGGCAGACCCACUGUCAUUUUAUAUUAUACAGUGUUUGUGCAGAGUCAUCUUCAGUGACUUGCUGCAGCGUCGCUCAUUGUGCUAAUACUGAGUAUUUUCAGCGUUAUCAAUUGUCAUAAUAAGUCAAGCUGAAGCUCUACGCUUGUGGAUGCUGUUCUUUUUGUAUUUCAGUCUCUUAUUCAAUGUCUUGCUUUAUUCUUCAUUUUAAUUUCACAAAGACAUUUUAAAAGGUCAAACAUAAUUCCACUCCCACAUCUAUGGUUGACGGGAUUCUAGCGAAGGAUCGCGGUGACAAAUAUCUGGCUGAUAUUUUGAAAAUUAAAACGAUUGAGCCCAUUUCUUUGUAAGCACUGACCACUUGACGCCAGUUUAAUGAUGACAUAAAAGAUCAGAGAUUUGUCUUUAUGUAAAAUAAUGUUUUUACAUGUUUAGACUUUACUUUUGCUCAGAUGGUUUUAUAGUACAAAUAAACUCUGUACGAUCCUGCUCAGACAAGGUGGCUGCUGUUAAUGUCAAUGAAUGUUGUAAUAUAAGCAACUAUACACUGUAAUCACGUGGACAUUUCAAGGGUUCAUUCCAAAACAUUAAUGCUUGGUGACUUUGGGAAUUUUACCCAAGUCUCUUUAUGCAGCU